UUUGGCGCUUGGUGUCUCUGGAUGCUCUGGAUGUUCCGCGCGCAAUGUAGUAAAAGAUCGUUCAGCAAGUCGUCAAUUUAAAUUCAUUUGUUGUAACACGUGUCAGUGGGUAGUUAUAUACUUAUUGAAUAUUGUUAUUAUUUAUGUAAAUAUUUUUAAACUAAUAUUUUAAUAAUAAAAAAUGUUACGAGAAUCAGUUGAAGAACUAGCCGGAAAACCUGAUGGCAAAAAUCGUAUCCACAUUGAAACAAUAUCGGUUGAUUCUCCACUUCGUAGAAGUUCGCGAAUUAAGCAAAACCUUAACAAAAUGAAUUUUCACCUGAAUCGUCUCUAAGCGACACUAAUAAUAUACAAACUUCAAAGAGUCCAAGACGACGAUUAAUUACCAUGGACAAUACGGCUUCUAUUGAAAAUCAAAGAAAUUUACGUUCUAGGACAAAUUCUGUAUCUUCAGAUAUUAGCGAAGUCCUAGAAAUAGGUAUUGGUACACCAACAAGAAAAACUAAAAGUAAUACAUCUAGUGAUAAUAAAAUGAUAGGUAGUCGAAGAAGUAAACGCCUUGUAAGAGCUGGAUCAGAAGCAAAUUCACCACCAUCAGCAACAAGAAACACACGUAAUACAAGAGCUAGUUCUAUGGGACCUGAAGCUACAUCUGAUAAACUAACAGAAAAACGAAACAAUGAAUUAACAACAUCUAUUAGAACAAGAAGACGAUCUUCAUUAAUAUUUUCAGAAGUAACUACAGAAGAAAAAGGAAUAUCUAUGAAAAUUCCUAGAGUAACAUUAAAUCGUACAUUACCUGAUAUUAAUGAAAGUAUACAAUCAGACUCAAAAAAUUCUCUUAAACCUAUAGAAGAAAAAGAUGAUUCAUUAUCAUUUUCUAAAAACAAAUAUGAUACAAGCCAUAACAGUAUACGUGAAAAACACUUAGAUAAUGAUGUUAAGAUAACACAACAGAAUGCUCCAGAAAAUUCUUCAAAUAAAAUUGAAGAUGUUGAGAAGAAUUUAAUUGUGGAUAAUAAAAAAAUACCAGAUAAUAGUAAAAAUGUAGAACUAGAAAAUAAAAAAGCAUUGUCUCCAGAUAUUACAAUAAAAGAAAAAUCAGAUAAAUCUCAAAUACUUUCACAAAAUGAAAACCAAAAUACAUCCAUGAAAUCAGAACUUGAGAAUUUAAAUGAUACUUUGGAAAAACAUGAAGAUCAUAGUAAUAAAAAGAUUCUUACAAAUAUUGAUUUACAAAACAUGAAUAAUACACAACAAAGUUCACGAUCUAGUUUAACUUCAAAUAAUUCAAAUGAAGAUAAAUGUAAAUCUCCUUGUGUUAAAAUAAAUUUAACACCAAAACAUUCUAAAAAAUUAUCAGAUGUGUCAAAUGAUAAUGAUAAUGUUUCUGUAAAGAAAAUUGAAAGUGACACCGAUUCAAUUAAUAAUUUAUCUGUUAAAAGUAUUUCAAUAAAUCAGGAAGAUAAUUCUGAUAAUAUGCAAAAAUUAGUUAUAAGUCCAGAAACAGAGUCAGGCAAUAGCAAUCUAUAUAAUGAAAAUUCAGAUAAAAAUCUUUCUAUUCAUAUAAAUGAUAAUAAAGAAGACAUAAAUACAGUAAAUGAUAAUGAAUCUAUAGAAAUUAAUUCUAAAUUAAAUAAAGAAUCAAAAGAAAUUGAUAAUAUGAAUAUCAAAAUGGAUAUUUCAAGUGAAAAAGAAAGCAUGAAUGAGGAUGAUUUUGAAAAAGAUAGUACAAAUCAAUGUAAAAUUACAAAUGAUCAAUGUGAAAUUGAAAUAAAUAUUAAAAUGGAUAUUUCAAGUGAAAAGGAAAGUAUGAGUGAAAAUGAUUCUGAAAAAGAUAAUACAAAUCAAUAUGAAAAUACAGAUGAUCAAUGUAAAAUAAAAAAUAAAAAUAACGAAUCAAAUACAUCAGACAUUGUAUACGAAAAUGAUGAAAUAAAUUGUACGAAAGAGAUUUUAUCACCUAAAUUAAAUAAUAGAGAAUUAUCGAAUUCAAUAGACAUGAAAUUAAUUUCAGAUAUUCAUAACUCCAGCAAAUCAAAACAUGAAGAUACGAAUUAUUUACAAAAAAUAGUUGAAACGAAUAAUUCAUCUUCUAAUCUAUCAAAAUCUUUUAAUACUUACGUGAAUUCAGAGGAUUUAAUAGUAACCAAUAUAAAAGACGACAAUGUAACUAAUUUGAACAAAAAUAGUUAUCCUGUUACAGAAUCUUCUAUUAAUUUUAUUCAAGUAGCAUCUGAAAAAAAAGGAAAUUUAGAAAAAGAUUUUGUAUUAGAUAAUUCUACUGAUUCUUUGAUAUUGAAGAAACAAACAAACGAAUUACAAUCAAAAGAAAAAUAUCCAGAUAUCAAUAAACCAAUAUCCAAAGAGUAUCAAGAAAAGAUUAAAAUUGAUGAUAAUAAUUCUGAUACAAAUAUGACAGAUUUAUUUCAAGACAUUCCAGCUACCGAAUGGAAAGAAAAAAAUAAUGAACAUGAUAAAAAUUCUGAACGUUUGUCAACUGAAAAAUUGGAAAAUCAGAUAGAAAGCGAUUAUGAUCUUAUUUUAGUUGAUAAAGAAGCAUAUUCAUCUGCAGAAAAACUAAAAAGAGAAAAAGAAGUAUUUGAUUAUGAUUCAGAUGAUACUGUUAUAUUAAAAAUGCAAAGAGAUUCCAUGAAAGCAGAAAAUGAUGCAGAAAUAUUUAUGAAUAUGUCAGCAAAUAAAUGUAAAUUAAAUGAUAGCAAAAAUAAAUCUUCUACUAGCAAUAAACGACAAAGUAUAAAAGAUAAAAAGAAAAAGAAAAAAGAAGUAAAAAGUGAUAUAGAAAAUGCAGAAGAAGAUAUAAAAUUACAAAAUAAACGUCUAUCAGAUCGAAAAUCAUUGAGAGAUAAAACAAGAAAAAAAUUGAAAAAAAAUUAUUCAACAACAGAUAAUGUUUCAUCAGACUCUGAAAAAAGUAAAGAUAUUUCUGAUUUAGAUGAUACACAAAAAAAAUUCAUGAACAUACCUAAAUUUUUAUUUGCCGAAACCAGCGAUAGUGAAAACAAUGAUAGUGAAUCUAAUAAUAGUAUAGAUUCUGAUAUUCAAAAGGAAUAUAAUUUUCACGGUAAAAAUAUUUCAAAGUUUUCCGAUGAUGAUAUACCAGGAGAUGAAUGUAGAGCAUCAGAAACGGAAUCAUCAGAUCCAGAUGAUAAUGGAUCAGAUAUGGCAGAUUUUAUAGUUGAUGAUGAUGAAGUUGAAGAAGAAGAAGAAAAAAGUGAAGAGAAAGAAAAUGAAGAAAUUGAAAUUGAAGAAAAGCAAAAUAAAGAAAAUGAAGAAGAGAAAGAUGAAGAAAUUGAAAAUAAUGUUAAGCUAGAUAUUGAAGAGAAUGUUAAAAAAAAUAAGAAAAAGGGCAAGGACAAAAAGCGAGAUCAAAAUAUUGAAAAAUCAUUAAAUGAAUCUCAAAUAAUAUUAAAUAAAAAAAUAAAAGAUCUUGAUGUCAAAAUAGAUAAUUCAAAAGAAAACAAUGAAUCAAUGGUAUAUAGUACACCUAAAAUUAAUUUAUCUAACAAAGAAAAAUUUAAUAUUAAAACUUAUGAUGUUCAGAAAAAUUUGUCUCUUGACGAGGAAAAAGAUAUAACGCUAAAGAAAAAAUUAAAAAAAUUAAAAAAUAAUGAAAGUCUCGCGCAUAGAAGUCUUCCAUCUGAAUUAAUUGAAUUUGUAACAGAAACAAAUCUAUCAAGGCCAAUGUCAUCUAAAGUAUUAGGAUUAAAUAAAACAACAUUAGUUUUGGGAAGUGACACACCUACAACAAGAUACUUGAAGAAAGAUAAAUUAAAUGAAAGUGCACCAAUACUGAAAUCAGAUACCAUGUUUAAAGAAUUAACAAAUACUAUUAAUAGUAGUAAGAAAAACGUUCAAGUUGAAGAAGAAAAUGAAGACGACAAUGAAAAAAACAAAAAAUAUCUAAAGAAGUAAAUGAUUCGUUAAAAAAGAAAUUAUUUAAUGUAGCAAACAAUAUAUUAGAAAAUGAUCGUAAAAAAAAACGGAAAAAACAAAAACAAUCAACAGUACAAGAAACAAUUAAUCCUAUAUUAUUUGAAAAUGAUUUUCAAUUGAAUAAAAAUGCAGAUAUGUUAAAGAAAACAAAACAAAUUGUUCCUUUUAUUAAUACUAAUGAUGAUAAUAAUGAUGAAAUAGGAAAAGUAAAAGAUAAAAUAAAAAAGAAGAAGAAAAAAAAUAUAUGAAAAUAAUGUUCAAAUGGAACAUCAAAUAUUUGAAAACAUUCUUGAAACAAAACCAGACAAUCUUGAUAAAAAAAUACAUAAUGAAGUAAAAAAGAAGAAGAAAAAAGAAAAAAUAAUUGAAGAUGUUUCAAAUUUGAUAAAUAUAAAUGAAAAAACUAAUGUAGUAAAGAAAAAGAAGGAAGCUUUAGAUGUUUCUUCAAUAUCUAAUAAUAUGUCAAAUGAACAAUUACGUAAGAAAAAAAGAAAAAAGAAACAUGUAAUAUUGAUGUACAAAUGAAAGAGAAGAUAUUCGAAGAUAUUAUUCGAUCGGAAAAUUAUGAUGAAAAAAUAUACAAUGAAGUAAAAAAGAAAAAGAAAAAAGAAAAUACAAUUGAAAAUGUUUCAAAUUUAAUAAAUAUAAAUGAGGAGACUAACAUAACGAAAAAGAAAAAAAAGGUUUUAGGUAUUCUAUUAAAUAAUAAUAUUUCAAAUGAGCAAUUAUCUAAAAAAAAUAAGAAAAAGAAAGCAUAUGAUACUGAUGUACAAUUAAAACAAAUAUUUGGAAAUACUAUUGAAACAAAAGCAGAAAAUUUAGAUGGAAAAAUACAUUCUGAAGAAAAAGAAAAAAGAAAAAAGAAAAAAGAAAACACAAUUGAAAAUGUUUUAAAUCUGUCAAAUACAAAUAAAAAUACUAAAAUAGUAAAAAAGAAAAAAAUAUCAGACAUUUUAUCGAAUAAUAAUAUUUUAAAUGAGCAAUUAUCUAAGAAAAAGAAGAAACAGAAAACAUAUGAUACUGAUGUACAAAUGAGAAAGCCAAUAGUGGACAAUGUUAUCGAAACAAUAUCAAAAAGUCAUGAUGAAAAAAUAUAUAAUAAAUUAAAAAAGAAAAAAAAA
Molecule: messenger RNA, 5078 nt
Organism: Apis florea (little honeybee)
Lineage: Eukaryota; Metazoa; Arthropoda; Insecta; Hymenoptera; Apidae
Source: RefSeq, a predicted model, not a curated record